This is a messenger RNA of Gossypium arboreum, 3581 nucleotides long. RefSeq names its product DNA mismatch repair protein PMS1. Gene Ontology annotation, molecular function: ATP hydrolysis activity; mismatched DNA binding; ATP-dependent DNA damage sensor activity. Gene Ontology annotation, biological process: mismatch repair. Gene Ontology annotation, cellular component: MutLalpha complex. The coding region runs from base 308 to 3298 and encodes 996 amino acids. The transcript is spliced from 10 exons. Lineage: Eukaryota; Viridiplantae; Streptophyta; Magnoliopsida; Malvales; Malvaceae. The record is from RefSeq and is a predicted model, not a curated record.
UAAAUCAAAAGAUGCCAAUAUCAGCAAGUGUCAGAACCAAAAAGGAACACAAUAAGAUGAACUACAUAUGGAGUCAAACUUUGAUUGGCGCCAGCCAAGUAUACACCUCCUUGCUUCGCUUCUGUCUUUUGGCGGCAAAAUCUAACCAGAUAGGGUUUAGUACCUCUCUCUCUCUCUCUCCUCCGUGCUAAAACACUAGCUCUCACCUUUUGGCUUCGCAUUUAGAGAAAUUCUCCAUUCUCUAGGGUUUUUGUCAUUCAAAUUACUCUUGGAUCUUCGGUUCUUUGAAAUAUUUACUCUUUUUCCAAUGGAAGGAUCGCCUCAAUCUAAGUCCCCUGUAAUUAAGCCCAUUAACAAAGGCGUCGUUCACAGAAUCUGCUCCGGUCAAGUCAUAUUAGACCUCUCCUCCGCCGUUAAGGAACUCGUUGAGAACAGCCUCGACGCUGGCGCCACCAGUAUUGAAAUCGCUCUCAAAGAGUACGGGGAAGAAUGGUUUCAGGUCAUCGAUAAUGGGUGUGGUAUUUCACCUGCUAAUUUCAAGGUCGUGGCUCUUAAACACCAUACGUCGAAGCUUGCGGAUUUUCCAGACCUUGAAUCUCUGACUACGUUUGGAUUUAGAGGGGAGGCAUUGAGUUCGCUUUGCGCUUUGGGGAAUCUGACUAUUGAAACGAGAACGAAAAAUGAACCCGUUGCAACGCAUUUAACUUUUGAUCAUUCUGGUCUGUUGAUAGCUGAGAAGAAAACUGCACGGCAAAUUGGUACAACUGUCACUGUCAAGAAGUUGUUUUCGAAUCUACCAGUGCGAAGCAAGGAAUUUCAUCGCAACAUACGCAAGGAGUAUGGCAAACUUAUUUCCUUGUUGAAUGCAUAUGCACUUACGGCAAAAGGAGCCAGGUUAGUCUGCAGCAACACAAGCGGAAAGAAUUUAAAGUCUGUGGUUAUUAAAACGCAAGGAAGUGGUUCCCUCAAAGAUAGCAUCAUACAAGUUUUUGGCAUGAACAUGUUUAACUGCUUAGAGCCUAUGUCUAUAUGUAUAUCAGACGACUGCAAAAUUGAAGGGUUUCUUUCUAAGUCUGGACAGGGUAGUGGCCGCAGUAUGGGAGACAGACAAUACUUUUUUGUAAAUGGUAGGCCAGUGGAUAUGCCUAAAGUGAGCAAGCUUGUGAAUGAAAUAUAUAAAGGUGCAAACUCUAAGCAGUAUCCUGUAGCCAUAAUGAAUUUUAUCAUUCCAACUAGAGCAUGUGAUGUCAAUGUCACUCCUGAUAAAAGAAAAGUAUUUUUUUCUGAUGAAAGCAUGAUUUUGCAAUCUUUGAGGGAGGGUUUGCAGCAGAUAUAUUCCUCAAGUAAUGCCAGUUAUAUUGUUAAUGGAGUUGACGACACUAAGGAAGCAGAUUCCUUUGAGCUUUGCUCUUCACCUGAAAAAUCUAAUAUCCUUUCAGAGCAGUCACCUUCAGCUGGAGUCAAUUUGAAAGUUUCCAUGAGGGAACAUUCUCCAGAGGAUAAAACGUCCUUUAGAACUGUCAAUAUCAACGCUCAAAGUUUGCAGUUAUCAGAAGGGUCAGUAUCUAGUGAUCUUGAGAACAUACCGACUUUAGGAGUACAAGGGACAAACAAGGUCGAUGGUGUUAUUGAGGCUAAUGCAGGGCAAUUGACAUAUCAUAUGGAUGAUACAGCUAAAAAGGAUUUAUCAGGAGGAUUAACCCUUAGACAUCAUGAGGAUUCAUUGAAGAAGGACUUCACCUUACAAGUACACAGAAUGAAUAAGAUUGAUGGUUUUUUGGAGCCUAACGAUGGGGGUUUGACAACUCAUAUGAACAGUACAGCUAGCAAGAGCUCUUCAUCCCCUUCAACUUCAAUUGGGAAAGGAAAUUCUGUAAGUAGAGAUUGUAGUAGUCAUUCAGGCUACGUUCAAUCAUCACUGAACAAAUUUGUAACUGUAAAUAAGAGGAAGCAUGAAAGCAUUAGUACCGUGUUAUCUGAAGUGCCUGUCUUAAGAAAUCAAAGUCUUCAUUACCAAUCGAAAAACAGCAAUUUGAAUCUGCGUGCUUUGGGCUUAAGAGAUCAAGUUGAUGAUUCCUCCAAGUUGAAUGAGAACGAGCCUAGAAAGUUUCUCAGAGCGCAUAGCAUCUUGGAUGAAAUUGAAAAUCCUAGUUCUCCUAGUGGCAACACUAGUGGUGGAAAACCUGGAGAGGAAUCUGAGAAUCAUGAAAAAGCAGUGCCUUCUGCUGGAACAGAACACAGUGAUUUAUUCCACAAAAAUCCCGAGGAUGUACCUGAAAAAGCAUCUACAGUUCCAACAUCAGAGUCUCUAUCCUCUGCUUUAAUUGUAGAUGCUUCCGUACCUCUAUCUGAUAAAAAGAUAUGUUCUACCUUGGAGUUUAGAUUUGAGGACUUAUUGACAAAGAGGCGGCAGAGGAUGUCAAGAGUACUAUACACCGGUUACAGAUUCCUCAGCAUGAAGAAAACAAGGUCCAUGAAAAUAUUCAAUCCAAGUAGCAGAAUAGUUAUCCAGUUCUUUUUCGGCAAUUUGAUUUUCGAUAUUGUCAAUAGGUGUUAUACUGCUGCAACACUUGAGCUUUCUCAACCACAGGAUGUGGAGCAAAAAGUACAAGCUUUAGAUGCUGCUACUAGAGAGUUGGAGAAACUUUUCAAAAAAGAAGACUUUAGCCGAAUGAAGGUGGUCGGGCAAUUUAAUCUUGGAUUCAUCAUUGGGAAGUUAGAUGAAGAUUUAUUUAUUGUGGAUCAGCAUGCUGCUGAUGAGAAAUACAAUUUUGAGCAUCUGGCUCAAUCAACCAUCUUGAACCAGCAGCCUUUGCUUCGGCCUCUGAGAUUGGAGCUAUCUCCUGAAGAAGAAGUAGUUGCUUCAAUGCAUAUGGACAUAAUCAGGAAAAAUGGGUUUAUUUUGGAAGAGGAUCCACAUGCUCCACCAGGGCACCAUUUUAAUCUCAGAGCUGUUCCCUUCAGUAAAAACAUUACUUUUGGAGUUGAAGAUGUUAAAGAUUUGAUCUCUACUCUUUCUGAUAGUCAAGGAGAAUGUUCGAUAAUCGGUAGUUAUAAAAUGGACACAUCUGAUUCUGUUUGCCCAACUAGAGUUCGUGCAAUGUUAGCAUCACGUGCUUGCAGAUCGUCUGUCAUGGUAGGAGAUCCACUUGGACGAAAUGAAAUGCAGAAGAUAGUAGAGCAUUUGGCAGACUUGAAGUCUCCGUGGAAUUGCCCACAUGGACGGCCUACGAUGCGACAUUUGGUAGACCUGACAACCCUAAGCAAAGAACCGGAUGAAAAUGACACUAGCUGUUGAUCCCACCUUCCAGUCCAUCCAUGUGGUUCUGCCCCUUGUUUUUGGCUUGAGUUGAACUUAUUCUGUAUAUAUUCCAGCUAGUGAUGAUAACAAGCACUGGAAAUGUACAAUGAUACUGCCGUAUUAGGAAUGGCUGCCGGAUCUGUUCUGUUGGGUUCUUCCUUGUAAUGUUAUCUUGUUACAGGCGUCUAAGAAGAACGAAGGCGGCCAAGAAAAUGGCUGGAUAUAGAAAUUGUCUUUCAGUCUAAAUUCUAUGAAUGAGAUUAGAAUAAUUAUGGUGAAA